AUGUGUGAGGAAGUGAUGUGUGAGGGAGUGAUGUGUGGUGAAGUGAUGUGUGAGGAAGUGAUGUGUGAGGAAGUGAUGUGUGAGGAAGUGAUGUGUGGUGAAGUGAUGUGUGGUGAAGUGAUGUGUGAGGAAGUGAUGUGUGGUGAAGUGAUGUGUGAGGAAGUGAUGUGUGGUGAAGUGAUGUGUGAGGAAGUGAUGUGUGAUGAAGUGAUGUGUGAGGAAGUGAUGUGUGAGGAAGUGAUGUGUGAGGAAGUCAUGUGUGAGGAAGUCAUGUGUGAGGAAGUCAUGUGUGAGGAAGUGAUGUGUGAUGAAGUGAUGUGUGAGGAAGUGAUGUGUGAGGAAGUGAUGUGUGAUGAAGUGAUGUGUGAGGAAGUGAUGUGUGAGGAAGUGAUGUGUGAGGAAGUGAUGUGUGAGGAAGUGAUGUGUGAGGAAGUGACGUGUGAUGAAGUGAUGUGUGAGGAAGUGAUGUGUGAUGAAGCGAUGUGUGGUGAAGUGAUGUGUGGUGAAGUGAUGUGUGUGGAAGUGAUGUGUGAGGAAGUGAUGUGUGGUGAAGCGAUGUGUUGUGAAGUGGUGUGUGAGGAAGUGAUGUGUGAGGAAGUGAUGUGUGAGGAAGUGAUGUGUGAGGAAGUGAUGUGUGAGGAAGUGAUGUGUGAGGAAGUGAUGUGUGAGGAAGUGACGUGUGAUGAAGUGAUGUGUGAGGAAGUGAUGUGUGAUGAAGCGAUGUGUGGUGAAGUGAUGUGUGGUGAAGUGAUGUGUGUGGAAGUGAUGUGUGAGUAA
Oncorhynchus nerka (sockeye salmon) is the source of this 777-nucleotide messenger RNA. Its product is annotated as keratin-associated protein 16-1-like. NCBI's taxonomy places the organism in Eukaryota, Metazoa, Chordata, Actinopteri, Salmoniformes, Salmonidae. Gene Ontology annotation, cellular component: keratin filament. The transcript has a single exon. The coding region runs from base 1 to 777 and encodes 258 amino acids. The record is from RefSeq and is a predicted model, not a curated record.